This is a messenger RNA of Choloepus didactylus (southern two-toed sloth), 10059 nucleotides long. It is a transcript of the gene CDC42BPA, whose product is annotated as CDC42 binding protein kinase alpha. Gene Ontology annotation, cellular component: actomyosin; cytoplasm; cytoskeleton. The transcript is spliced from 40 exons. Gene Ontology annotation, molecular function: protein serine/threonine kinase activity; ATP binding. Lineage: Eukaryota; Metazoa; Chordata; Mammalia; Pilosa; Megalonychidae. The record is from RefSeq and is a predicted model, not a curated record. The coding region runs from base 1252 to 6789 and encodes 1845 amino acids. Gene Ontology annotation, biological process: peptidyl-threonine phosphorylation; actomyosin structure organization.
GCCUGCGUGCGGCGAGGUCUCGAGGAGCCUUGCGAACCGAGGGCGCGAGCACGAGCGCGAGAGGAAGAGGGAAAGCAGGGGAGGGGCAGGAGGGAAAGGAAGGGAGUGGUUGCGAGCUCGGCUGCCACAGCCUCUGGUCUCCUCAGGAGCGGCACCAACCCCUCCGCUUGCACCUCGGCCGCUUCACUACUCGUGGAGGAAAGAUGCCCUUAACCCAGGGGUGUGAAGAAGCGGGAGAAGUAGCUGCUGGAGCCGCCCGCGCCGCCGCCGCAGCUGUUGCCAUCCGUGUCCUUUGAAUUCAGAAAGGCACCCCCCUUUCCAGGGGCGUCGGAAGCCUCCGGCGCGGCGGCCGCGGUGCGGGUGUGGAGAGGCCGGGCUCUCGGCCCAGCGCGGCCCGGCAGACGAGCGACCACCGCCAUGGAGCGGGCUCGGGCGGCGAAGUAGCCGCUGCUCCCGGAGCCCGGGUGCGAGUGCCGCCCCGCAGCUCGCGUUUCCAACCUCGUCUGCGCCGCCAGUCAGGCCCCUGGGAGAAGCGGGGAGAAAAAUGAAGAGUUUUAAUCGGAAUCCGUUGAAAAUAAGACCAACUGCAAAGCCUUAGAAGAAGGAGCUCGUUGGAGAAAGGAAAAGCCUUCCUCGGGCAAGACUCAGCGUGCUGCGGAGUGGCUGCUUCAGGGACCUCGCCCCUUCCCUUCCCUCUGGAAUAAUUGUGGCUGAUACAUUAUCCAAGUGGUGGUUGGGAGGAUUUGCAGCAGAAUUUUUGGUCCCCUCCCCCUUAAAUAAUUCAGUUUUUUCCCCCUCCCUUUUCUAUUUUUCUUCUUCUCGGGAAGUGAAUUGCUGAUGCAAAUCGGACUUUAUUCAUUAGUGAUGCAACCGGAUUCAUUUCAGGAUUAUGUUGCAUGAGCUGAAUUUUGAAUGAAGGAGAAUAAUUUUUUUUUUUAAAGAAGUAUUGGCUUUUUGGUUCGUUGUACUUUUAAUAUUAUUUUAUUUAAAUAUACGGUCUAGUUGUAUUCCUUAAAAAUGUAUUGAAUAUAUAUUUUAUAAUAAUUUUUCUUCAAAAUAUAUGUAUAUAUGUGAAAUCGAAGACGCUUUAGUUGAUUGAGGUUACCGGUGUGUUGAAUGUUUAAUUCAGCACCAGCGUUACAUGACAGUGGUUUAUUUUUAAAACCACACCUUUUGAAAUUUAGGUUCACAUAAAUAUUGUAAAAAUAGUAAUAAUAAUUUAAAGGAAAACCAGUAGAAAUUGAAGCAAACAUGUCUGGAGAAGUGCGUUUGAGGCAGUUGGAGCAGUUUAUUUUGGACGGGCCCGCUCAGACCAAUGGGCAGUGCUUCAGUGUAGAGACUUUACUGGAUAUACUCAUCUGCCUUUAUGAUGAAUGCAGUAAUUCUCCAUUGAGAAGAGAGAAGAAUAUUCUUGAAUACCUAGAAUGGGCUAAACCAUUUACUUCUAAAGUGAAACAGAUGCGAUUACACAGAGAAGACUUUGAAAUAUUAAAGGUGAUUGGUCGAGGAGCUUUUGGGGAGGUUGCUGUAGUAAAGCUAAAAAAUGCAGAUAAAGUAUUUGCCAUGAAAAUAUUGAAUAAAUGGGAAAUGCUAAAAAGAGCUGAGACAGCAUGUUUUCGUGAAGAAAGGGAUGUAUUAGUGAAUGGAGACAAUAAAUGGAUUACAACUUUACACUAUGCUUUCCAGGAUGACAACAACUUAUACCUGGUUAUGGAUUAUUAUGUUGGUGGGGAUUUGCUUACUCUGCUCAGCAAAUUUGAAGAUAGAUUGCCUGAAGAUAUGGCUCGAUUUUACUUGGCUGAGAUGGUAAUAGCAAUUGAUUCAGUUCAUCAACUACAUUAUGUACACAGGGACAUUAAACCUGACAAUAUAUUAAUGGAUAUGAAUGGACAUAUUCGAUUAGCAGAUUUUGGAUCUUGUCUGAAGCUGAUGGAAGAUGGAACGGUGCAGUCAUCAGUGGCCGUUGGAACCCCAGAUUAUAUAUCUCCUGAAAUCCUUCAAGCCAUGGAAGAUGGAAAAGGCAGAUAUGGACCUGAGUGUGACUGGUGGUCUUUGGGGGUCUGUAUGUAUGAAAUGCUUUAUGGAGAAACACCAUUUUAUGCAGAAUCUCUGGUGGAGACAUAUGGAAAAAUUAUGAAUCACAAAGAGAGAUUUCAGUUUCCAGCCCAAGUGACUGAUGUGUCUGAAAAUGCUAAAGAUCUUAUUCGAAGGCUCAUUUGUAGCAGAGAACAUCGACUUGGUCAAAAUGGAAUAGAAGACUUUAAGAAACACCCAUUUUUCACUGGCAUUGACUGGGAUAAUAUUCGAAACUGUGAAGCACCGUAUAUCCCAGAAGUUAGUAGCCCAACCGAUACAUCGAAUUUUGAUGUGGAUGAUGAUUGUUUAAAGAAUUCUGAAACAAUGCCCCCACCAACACAUACUGCAUUUUCUGGCCUCCAUCUGCCUUUUGUUGGUUUUACAUAUACUAGUAGCUGUGCUCUCUCUGAUCGGAGCUGUUUAAGAGUUACAGCUGGUCCCACCUCACUGGAUCUUGAUGCUAGUGUUCAAAGGACUCUGGAUAACAACUUAGCAACUGAAGCUUAUGAAAGAAGAAUUAAGCGCCUUGAACAGGAAAAGCUUGAACUUAGUAGAAAGCUUCAAGAGUCAACACAGACUGUCCAGGCUCUGCAGUAUUCAACUGUUGGUGGUCCAGUAACAGCAAGCAAAGAUUUAGAAAUAAAAAACUUAAAAGAAGAAAUUGAAAAACUAAAGAAACAAGUAACAGACUCGAGUCAUUUGGAACAGCAACUUGAAGAAGCUAAUUCUGUGAGGCGAGAACUAGAUGAUGCUUUUAGACAAAUCAAGGCUUAUGAAAAACAAAUCAAAACGUUACAACAAGAAAGGGAAGAUCUAAAUAAGGAACUAGUCCAGGCUAGUGAGCGAUUAAAAAACCAAUCCAAAGAGCUGAAAGACGCACACUGCCAGAGGAAACUGGCCAUGCAGGAAUUCAUGGAGAUCAAUGAGCGACUAACUGAAUUGCACACCCAAAAACAGAAACUUGCUCGCCAUGUCCGAGAUAAGGAAGAAGAGGUGGACCUGGUGAUGCAAAAAGUUGAAAGCUUAAGGCAAGAACUGCGCAGAACAGAAAGAGCCAAAAAAGAGCUGGAAGUUCAUACGGAAGCUUUAGCUGCUGAAGCAUCUAAAGACAGGAAACUGCGUGAACAGAGUGAGCACUAUUCUAAGCAACUGGAAAAUGAAUUGGAGGGACUGAAGCAAAAACAAAUUAGUUAUUCACCAGGAGUAUGCAGGAUAGAACAUCAGCACGAAAUAAGUAAACUAAAGACUGAUUUGGAAAAGAAAAGUAUCUUUUAUGAAGAAGAAUUGUCUAAAAGAGAAGGAAUACAUGCAAAUGAAAUAAAAAAUCUAAAGAAAGAACUGCAUGAUUCCGAAGGCCAGCAACUUGCUCUCAACAAAGAAAUUAUGAUUUUGAAAGACAAAUUGGAAAAGACCAGGAGAGAAAGUCAAAGUGAAAGGGAAGAAUUUGAAAAUGAGUUCAAACAACAGUAUGAACGAGAAAAAGUGUUAUUAACUGAAGAAAAUAAAAAGCUGACAAGUGAACUUGAUAAACUUACUAUUUUGUAUGAGAACUUAAGUGUGCGCAAUCAGCAAUUAGAAGAAGAGGUGAAAGAUCUAGCAGACAAGAAAGAAUCAGUUGCACAUUGGGAAGCCCAAAUCACAGAAAUAAUUCAGUGGGUCAGUGAUGAAAAGGAUGCACGAGGAUAUCUUCAGGCCUUAGCCUCUAAAAUGACUGAAGAAUUGGAAGCAUUAAGAAAUUCCAGCUUGGGUACACGAGCAACAGAUAUGCCCUGGAAGAUGCGUCGUUUUGCAAAACUGGAUAUGUCAGCUAGGUUGGAGUUGCAGUCUGCACUGGAUGCAGAAAUAAGAGCCAAACAGGCCAUCCAAGAAGAGCUGAAUAAAGUAAAAGCAUCUAACAUCAUAACAGAAUGUAAACUAAAAGAUUCAGAAAAGAAGAACUUGGAACUACUAUCAGAAAUCGAACAACUGAUAAAGGACACUGAAGAACUUAGAUCUGAAAAGGGUAUAGAGCACCAAGACUCACAGCAUUCUUUCUUGGCAUUUUUGAAUACGCCUACCGAUGCCCUGGAUCAAUUUGAAGAUUCCUUUUCUUCUUCCUCAUCUUCACUGAUUGAUUUUUUGGAUGACCGCUCUCCAUCCUGUACUCCAGCUAGCAAAGGCAGACGUACUGAUCCCGUUGAGAACACAUAUGUACGGAAUCCGAACGUCAAGUUUUACAUCCAGUCAAGGUCCACAUCUCCUUCCACAUCUAGUGAAGCUGAGCCAGUUAAGAUUGUAGACUCUGCUCCACUUCCAGUUCACACACCAACCUUAAAGAAAAAGGGAUGUCCUGGUGCAGCCGGCUUUCCACCUAAGCGCAAGACUCAUCAAUUUUUUGUAAAAUCUUUUACUGCUCCUACCAAAUGUCAUCAGUGUACCUCUUUGAUGGUGGGUUUGAUAAGACAGGGCUGUUCAUGUGAAGUGUGUGGAUUCUCAUGUCAUAUAACUUGUGUAAACAAAGCUCCAACUGUUUGCCCAGUUCCUCCUGAACAGACAAAAGGUCCCCUAGGUAUAGAUCCACAAAAAGGAAUAGGAACAGCAUAUGAAGGGCAUGUCAGGAUUCCCAAGCCAGCUGGAGUGAAGAAAGGAUGGCAAAGAGCACUGGCUGUAGUUUGUGACUUCAAACUCUUUCUGUACGAUAUUGCUGAAGGAAAAGCAUCUCAGCCCAGUGUUGUAGUCAGUCAAGUGAUUGACAUGAGGGAUGAAGAAUUUUCUGUGAGUUCAGUCUUGGCUUCUGAUGUUAUUCAUGCGAGCCGAAAAGAUAUACCCUGUAUAUUUAGAGUCACAGCUUUCCAGCUCUCAGCAUCUAAUAACAAAUGUUCAAUCCUGAUGCUAGCAGACACUGAGAAUGAGAAGAAUAAGUGGGUGGGCUUGCUGAGUGAAUUGCACAAAAUUUUGAAGAAGAACAAAUUCAGAGACCGCUCAGUCUAUGUUCCCAAAGAGGCUUAUGACAGUACUCUACCCCUCAUUAAAACAACCCAGGCAGCUGCAAUCAUAGAUCAUGAAAGGAUAGCUUUGGGAAAUGAAGAAGGGCUAUUUGUUGUGCAUGUCACCAAAGAUGAAAUUAUUAGAGUUGGUGACAAUAAGAAGAUUCAUCAGAUUGAACUCAUUCCAAAUGAUCAGCUUGUUGCUGUGAUCUCAGGACGAAAUCGUCAUGUGCGGCUUUUUCCUAUGUCAGCUUUGGAUGGGCGAGAGACUGAUUUUUACAAGCUGGCAGAGACUAAAGGGUGUCAAACCAUAACUUCUGGAAAGGUGCGCCUUGGAGCUCUUACAUGCCUGUGUGUGGCUAUGAAAAGGCAGGUCCUCUGUUAUGAACUGUUUCAGAGCAAGACUCGUCACAGAAAAUUUAAAGAAAUUCAAGUCCCAUACAAUGUCCAGUGGAUGGCAGUCUUCAGUGAACAACUUUGUGUGGGAUUCCAGUCAGGAUUUCUAAGAUACCCCUUGAAUGGAGAAGGAAAUCCAUACAGUAUGCUCCAUUCAAAUGACCAUACACUAUCAUUUAUUACACAUCAACCAAUGGAUGCUAUCUGCGCAGUUGAGAUCUCCAAUAAAGAAUAUCUGCUGUGUUUUAACAGCAUUGGGAUAUACACUGACUGCCAGGGCCGAAGAUCUAGACAACAGGAAUUGAUGUGGCCAGCAAAUCCUUCCUCUUGUUGUUACAAUGCACCUUAUCUCUCAGUGUAUAGUGAAAAUGCAGUUGAUAUCUUUGAUGUGAACUCCAUGGAAUGGAUUCAGACUCUCCCUCUCAAAAAGGUUCGACCUUUAAACAGUGAUGGAUCAUUAAAUGUUUUAGGGUUGGAGACAAUUAGAUUAAUAUAUUUUAAAAAUAAGAUGGCAGAAGGAGAUGAACUGGUAGUUCCUGAAACAUCAGAUCAUAGUCGGAAACAAAUGGUUAGAAAUAUUAACAACAAGCGGCGUUAUUCCUUCAGAGUCCCAGAUGAGGAAAGAAUGCAACAGAGGAGAGAGAUGCUACGAGAUCCAGAAAUGAGAAAUAAAUUAAUUUCUAACCCAACUAACUUUAACCACAUAGCACACAUGGGUCCAGGAGAUGGAAUACAGAUCCUAAAAGACUUACCCAUGCCAGGUUUCCCUUAUCCAUUCCCUCAUCAUCACUCCAGUCUGAUCUCCUCUCCGAUCAACUUUGAGCACAUCUAUCACAUGACUGUUAAUUCUGCUGAAAAUUUUCUCUCUCCUGAUUCCAUAAACCCUGAAUAUUCCCCGUCUCUACACUCUGUCCCUGGUACACCAAGCUUUAUGACUCUGAGGAACCCUCGGCCUCAGGAAAGCCGGACAGUAUUCAGUGGCUCAGUCAGUAUUCCAUCCAUCACCAAAUCCCGCCCUGAACCAGGUCGCUCCAUGAGUGCAAGCAGUGGCCUGUCAGCAAGGUCAUCUGCACAGAAUGGCAGUGCAUUAAAGAGGGAAUUCUCUGGAGGAAGCUACAGUGCAAAGCGACAGCCCAUGCCCUCCCCGUCAGAGGGCUCAUUGUCUUCUGGAGGCAUGGACCAAGGAAGCGAUGCCCCAGCAAGGGACUAUGAUGGAGAGGACUCUGAUUCUCCGAGGCAUUCCACAGCUUCCAACAGCUCCAACCUGAGCAGCCCUCCCAGCCCAAUUUCACCCAGAAAGACCAAGAGCCUCUCUUUGGAGAGCACUGAUCGCGGGAGCUGGGACCCCUGAACUGCAUUAGCAUUCAUAUCCAUUGAUGACAGAGCAGCUUUCUCUCUCUUAGCUCCCCUCACUCACCCUCUUCUCUCACCUUCAUCUCUUCCCUUCACCUCUGCCUGAAAAUGACUAGGGGCCGGCAGCAGUGAGCAGGGUAGGGAUUCAGGAUUGCUGACAAUGUGACUUGAAGAUACCCAGGCCCCCAGAUUUAACAGCAAGAACAACAAAGGCAGACUUCAUUAAACAACUUAGAUUAAUAUUGAUCUCAUUUCAUACAGUUAUAGUUACUUUCAGUAAUAUUUUUACUCUCUCCCCCAAAAGGUAGCUUAAGUAGACAGAUUACAAAAACGCAAGUGAUAGGAAUAAGAUUAGACAGAUUUUGUUUUCACAGUAGAGUCUCAACUGUAGUAGGGCGAUAGCACGGAGGAGUCUCCCACACCCAGAGGGGAGAACCAGUACCUGGAGGUGGCCCACUUCGCUUCCAUUCAGCAACCACAAUUGAUUGUUAACCUGAGUGUUGCCAGUGAAUCCUUAUUAACUGAAACAAUGCAUUUUUUACUACAAGGCAGAGUUUAAAUAAAUAAACAAAUUUAGAAAGUUAAAUACUGAAUGUAUAUAUUAAAAAGAAGCAUCUUGUAUUCAACAUAAGAUGGAUGCAUAUAUGAGAGAUGAUUUAAUUUAAAGAAAUGUGUUGUUUUUCGUCGUUUUCCAGCUAAGUAAUUUAAAGGGUAGAGAGGCCUCAAGCUAGUGUUUAUAGAGGGAGAGCUAGAGAAAUCAGAGUUCCCUUUAAUGCUGUUCUCAAACUGGUUGCACAUUGGAGUCACCUGGGGAGCUUCAGAAACAUUCUCAGACCUACUUAAUUGGUUUGCAGUGUGACCUGGGCAGAGAGUUUUAAAAUUUGUAGCCACUUAAGCAGCAGCAUCAAAAGGUAAACUCACCUCUAUACAAGAUAUUUAUUUUUCUAGUGGUAGAAUUUGAACCAUACUUUGCAUUUUUCACUAUAUUUUGGUAUCUUCUGCAGAUGAAUAUAGAAAUAUGAUUUUGCCACAAACUAAUCCCUUCCAUCUGAAAGGGCUUCAGGAAUGCUGUGGCUUCUAAAGGUCCAGAAAGUGCUUUCAUCCUGGGAUACCACCACCCCUGCCCCUAAGUCAUAGUGAGAUUUCUGUUCCUUGGAGCUAGAGACAGCUUCUCAAGGUGAAGUCUGUUUUGUUGAGGGUAGGGAUGAGCUUCCUCAGAUAAGCCUGGAAGGAAAAGGCUUUAAUUACCAAGUAAUAUAAACCUCAAAUGCAUAGGACUUGAACAGUCUUAACCAAAUAUUCUUUCCCAAACCCAGUGGAAAAUGGGUAUAUUUAACCCCAGUACUCAGGCAGAAAGUUAGCCCAGCACGGCCAUUUUGAUUGGAUUCUCUUUUCCUCCCUCAGUUGCUGUAUUAUAAUGUUAGUUAUAUUUCCAUUUGAAUUCCUGCUGUUUUAAUUGCCACAAGGAAAUGAGAUGCAGAACCAGAAGAACUUUGAUUCUCCAGAGUCAUAUCACCAGUUAAGCACAUGAGUAGAGAAAGGGAUAAAAAUAAAAAUAUCUCAUGGAAGUAAAGAGACUCUGCCUCUCUUACUUUUCAUCAAAGUUGUUCUGAGAAAUAGAAAUAGGGUUUUCUUCUCUUCUUUAAAAUUCAGUUAAAAUGGAAAAAGGUUUUCUGCAGUUGGUAAUCUAGAGUACAGUAUUUCAAGCACUGUAAUUUUACACUGGCAUCUGAGCACUUGACAUCCUUCUCAUUAGCAACAGCCUGUGCCAGCCUUCUUGCAAGGUGCUGCAGUAAGCUGAGAGGUUUCCAAGCUUGCUCCUUUGUGGAGAAAGUUACUGAGAUUCAAUGAGGAAAGAAAGGGCCUGGUUUGGUGAUUAUAUUGUAAAAGCUUACAAUACAAAUAAGGAACUUAAAAACAAUUGUUAACAACUUAGACACUUAAACAUUUAUGAAUUCAGUGCUUGCUCUGUAUUUGUUUAUAUUUUAUUUUGUGGACAUAAUUCACUGUGUAGUACUAACCUCCCAAACCAUUUUGCUUUUGGAAAAGAAGUGUCAUGUAAGAAUACUUUUGCACCUCCAAACAUCAAGUGUUGGACUGUGAGUGGUUAUCACCGGGUCUGUGGCUAUGGUCUGUGUGCCUUGGCACUUUGUAUGAGAGAAAGGAAUCAGUUAGUGCUGCAUGCUUGUGACCAGCUCCCCUCCUCUUCUCCUUACCCUCCUUUUCUUCUUUCCUUUCCUCUCAUCUUUUCCUCUCUCCGUUCUCUUCCCAGGCAGAGAGAAGGCAGAGCCCAGGCUGGGAUUCAGAGGAUUCUAAGCUAAGCCAUUAGUUUUUUCUCUCUGAAAUAGUUUAUAGUUUUGACAACUAAUCAUGAAUUUUUGCUGCCUGUAGGUGCUUAUUUUCCAAAAGAUGCUUUUAAGAUCAAAAUAUAAUCCUGCCUAAAGUCUGGGCUCCAGUACAGUUAGCCAUACUUUCAGCCUCCUAACAGGAAAGAUGAGAGAGAGCGCUACUGACAGCUCUGCUUGGUGGCCCAGCUAGCCGAGCAGCUUCAUACUAACCGAAGCGGAUUGCACCACAGCACUUUUUGAUGUCUCCACAGCAGUCUUAAGUGACCUCAGCAAUCAUAAAUAGAUCAGUCCCAAAUAUGUUUAGAUUCUAAAAGCAGGUCCUUGGGGGAGAAACACUGCCAGGAGUUAUUGUUUGGGGGGAGAUUUUUCCAAGAUUAUGUUCACCCUACAGUGCUUAUCCCACCACCCUUAAACAUGAAGAAUGGUACCUUCAUAGCUUCUGAGAAGAAUGAUUUGAAAAGAUGAGGAACGGGUUCCAAGGAAACAAGACAUAUUGAUCACUCAAAGGCACAGAAAAGGAAUUAUACCACUGUCUGCAGUCAUGCUUUGUUUUAGUGCAGGACAUUUUUAAAAUGUAUGUGACAGCAGGAACUCAUUUCUCGAUAGAAGGGAAGAAUAAAUUCAGAGGCAUGCAUUUCUGGCGUAGUUUAUAUGUGUUGGUAUUUGGUGCUGUUUAUGUCCAGCCAAUUUGUUGUCUACCCUGGAAUUCUGAUUAAUCUCAUCAUGUGUUUUGGGUGUAUGAAAUUAUAUAUAUAUUUCUUUUGGCCAAAACUAAAAUCCUUCCUCCUUGUCAAUUGACUGAUAAAGCAGAUUUCGCUUCUUUACCUAUUAAAAAAAAAAAAAUCUACCUAUACUUAGUGAUUUAUGCUCUACCCCAGGGAGCACAGCUGUUAAGUCUAUGAGAUACUACUGAAAAAGGC